GACAAAAAAUGUAACACACCAGCAGUGUGAGGAGACCUGAAAGUGGCCACAUGGCAUGGCAGAGUGUGGCGAUGGAGUACAGCAGCAAUGGGAGGCCGUACAGGGACCCAUGAGAGACUCUGGACCUGGCAGCAGCAUGAGGAGGCGGUAUAGGGGCCCAUGGCAGAUUAGGGGCCUGGCAGCAGCUAUGGGAGGCCCGUAAUCUGCCAGCACCCUAUGACAAAAAAUGGAACACACCAGCAGUGUGAGGAGACCUGAAAGUGGCACAUGGCAGAGUGUGGCGAUGGAGACAGCAGCAAAUGGAGGCCGUACAGGGACCCAUGAGAGACUCUGGACCUGGCAGCAGCAUGA
Molecule: messenger RNA, 351 nt
Organism: Staurois parvus
Lineage: Eukaryota; Metazoa; Chordata; Amphibia; Anura; Ranidae
Source: the annotation of a GenBank genome assembly